Acanthisitta chloris (rifleman) is the source of this 2241-nucleotide messenger RNA. It is a transcript of the gene ITGB2, whose product is annotated as integrin, beta 2 (complement component 3 receptor 3 and 4 subunit). Gene Ontology annotation, biological process: cell adhesion mediated by integrin; integrin-mediated signaling pathway; cell migration. Bases 1 to 2241 code for a protein of 746 amino acids. NCBI's taxonomy places the organism in Eukaryota, Metazoa, Chordata, Aves, Passeriformes, Acanthisittidae. Gene Ontology annotation, cellular component: cell surface; focal adhesion; integrin complex. The record is from RefSeq and is a predicted model, not a curated record. Gene Ontology annotation, molecular function: integrin binding; amyloid-beta binding. The transcript has 16 exons.
AUGCUGCGUGACUGCUGCCUCCGGCUGCCAGCAGUGACCUGGGUGCUGCUGCUGGUGAUGACAGCCUUUGCCAUGGAGUGCCCCAAGAUAAAGGUUGGGACAUGCAGUGACUGCAUCCGGUCUGGUCCUGUCUGUGCCUGGUGCAAGAAACUGAAUUUUACAAAAGCUGGUGAGCCAGACUCCAGCCGUUGCGACACCAUUGAGCAACUGGAGCAGAGGGGAUGCCCACGCAGUGAGAUUGAAUUUCCAGUCAAUCACAUCAAAAAUACACAGAACCAUCCCUUAAGCAAUGAGAUACAGCUGAAUCCCCAGGAGGUGCACCUGAAACUGAGGAUAGGCCAGCCUGCUGUAUUCGAGGUGAAGUUUCGCCGUGCCAUGGGGUAUCCCAUUGAUCUAUACUACCUCAUGGACCUCUCCUACUCCAUGCUGGAUGACCUAGAGAAGGUGAAGAAGCUGGGAGGGGAGCUGCUCAGGGCACUGGAGAGCACCACCCCUUCUCGACGCAUUGGGUUUGGCUCCUUUGUGGACAAGACGGUGCUGCCCUUUGUGAACACACACCCCGAGAAGCUGCAGAACCCCUGCCCCAACAAGGACAAGCAGUGCCAGCCUCCCUUCGCCUUCAAGCACAUCCUCUCGCUGACUGACAACGCCAAGAAAUUUGAGAAUGAAGUGGGGAAGCAGUUCAUCUCAGGGAACCUGGACGCGCCGGAGGGGGGCCUGGAUGCUAUGAUGCAGGCAGCAGUGUGUGGGGACCUGAUUGGCUGGCGCAAUGUGACUCGCUUGCUGGUGUUUGCUACCGAUGACGGCUUCCACUUUGCCGGCGAUGGCAGGCUUGGGGGCAUCCUGACCCCCAACGAUGGCCAGUGCCACUUGGAGGACAACAUGUACAAAAGGAGCAAUGAGUUCGACUACCCAUCUGUUGGCCAGCUGGUCCAGAAACUUGCUGAAAACAACAUUCAGCCCAUUUUUGCCGUCACCAGUAAGGUGGUGGAUGUUUACAAGAAACUCAGUGAGAUGAUCCCAAAGUCGGCAGUGGGAGAGCUGAACGAAGACUCCAGCAACAUCAUUGAACUCAUCCAGGUGGCCUACAAUAACCUGUCCUCACAGAUCAUCCUGGCCCAUUCCCCCCUGCCAGAUGUUCUGGAUGUCAAAUAUGACUCCAAAUGCAGUAAUGACAAGAACGCUGUGGAUGAAGCAAGAGGCCAGUGCGACAAUGUCAAGAUCAAUGAUGAGGUCACCUUCAAAGUGAAGGUCACAGCCAAAGAAUGCAUCAAAAGCCAAUCCUUCACCAUCCGGCCACUGGGCUUCACAGACACCCUCACUGUCUACGUGGACAGCAACUGCAACUGCCACUGCAACGAGCAGCCUGACCCAGCCGACUGCAGUGGGCAAGGCAGCAUCGUCUGUGGGAUCUGCAGCUGCAAUCCAGGCUACACGGGGAAGAACUGCGAGUGUGACACCAAAGGCAAAACCAGCAAGGAGCUGGAGGGGACCUGCCGCAAGGACAACAGCUCAGUCAUCUGCUCAGGGCUGGGGGACUGCGUGUGUGGGCAGUGUGUCUGCCACACCAGCGACGUGCCCGGCAAGCUGAUCUACGGCCCCUACUGCCAGUGCGACAACAUGAACUGCGAGUUCUACAACGGCUCCCAGUGUGGUGGCACAGAACGUGGGCGAUGUGACUGCGGGACAUGCAAGUGCAAUCCUGGGUACCAGGGCAGUGCCUGCCAGUGCCAGGAAGCGGAGGACAGAUGCCUGAACAGCAACAAAAAUGUGUGCAGCUGCCCCUCACCCUGUGGCAGAUACAUCUCCUGUGUGGAAUGCAAGUCCUUCGGGAGUGGCCCCUUCGAGAAGAACUGCUCCCAGGCCUGCCCCAACAUCCGGGUAGCCGAAAAGGUGACAGAGGAGAGUAGGAAAUGCAGGGAGAAGGACUCCCAGAACUGCUGGAUAUCAUUCCAUAUGGUCCAAGAGGACGGUGAAGAUAUAUACACCGUCAUUGUCGAUCCUGAAAAAGAGUGCCCGAAGCCUCCCAACGUCGCACUAAUUGUGGGUGGCACCGUUGCCGGCGUGGUCCUCAUUGGCUUGGUGGUCCUGCUCAUCUGGCGGCUCCUGGCAGAGCUGUUUGACCGCCGGGAAUUCCGUCGGUUUGAGAAGGAGAAGUCCAAAGCCAAGUGGAAUGAUGCUGAUAACCCCCUCUUCAAGAGUGCCACCACCACCGUCGUCAACCCCAGGUUUAAUGAAUGA